Cladophialophora bantiana CBS 173.52 is the source of this 1326-nucleotide messenger RNA. RefSeq lists its product as uncharacterized. The transcript is spliced from 2 exons. The record is from RefSeq and is a predicted model, not a curated record. Lineage: Eukaryota; Fungi; Ascomycota; Eurotiomycetes; Chaetothyriales; Herpotrichiellaceae. The coding region runs from base 1 to 1326 and encodes 441 amino acids.
AUGUCCCCGUCCAAGGGGAGAAACAUCCACGACGACUUCCAAAACCGAAAGAGAGGCAAGAUGAUCUCAACACGGAUCCUCAUCAUCUCGGACACGCAUGCCCAACUGCCUUUGCCAGCCGAGGAAGGGUCUCCAGUGCCAUUCCGCUAUCCACUCCCCUCCGCUGACGUGCUUAUCCACUGCGGUGAUUUCACCUUGAACGGCAAGCUCUCGCAGCACGAAGCAGCCGUGGAACUGCUCAGGUCUACCACCGCGGACCUGAAGAUCGUGUACCGCCGCUUUCCCGACAAGUACGCCGACUAUGGACCCUACUCGGAGCAAACCCUAGACAGGAUCCGCGAGCUCUAUACCAGUCCGCAGGCCAAGGAAGCCGGAAUUCGAUAUCUCGAGGAAGGCGUUGCAGGGUUUGAAUUGCGCAACGGCGCACGACUCACCGUCUACGCCAGUGCUUAUCAGCCCGCGUUUUGCGACUGGGCGUUCGGAUACCCGCGAAGCAUCGACAGAUUUAACCUGCGUCCGGGAGGCGGAGGCGGGCCAGAGCAUCCUGUCCCGGAUCACGGCGACAUCGAUAUCAUGAUCACGCACGGCCCUCCGAAAGGCAUUCUGGACAAGGUGUGGCGGGGCGAGAAUGUGGAUGGACCAAACGUGGGCUGCGAGCAUCUUCGCCGCGCCGUCGAGCGGUGUCGACCUCGGAUCCACUGCUUCGGACACAUCCGCGAGGCUUGCGGCGCCGUCAUGAAGAGGUGGAAUGCCGUGGAGGUUGCUGGGCCGGAGCAAGUCUGCGCGGAGGAAGAUCCACCGUCGUUGACUUUUGCUGGCGAUGGAACAGGGGGAUGGGAGGACAACCAAAAGGACGGUUCCGCCGCGAAGUCUGUCGCGGGACUUGGACCACUGCACUCGACCACCACCGAGAGAAGAAGGCAGCCGAAGAAGGUCCAAGAAGAAGGCGAGCCAGAAAUACUCCCAUCCCUUUCGAACCUGACAGCGUCGUCCAAAUCCCGCCCAGUCCCGCCGUAUCAUCCCUGCACAAACCCAAGCAGCUACUACAUGUACGCGCACCAACUCCAGCAGCACGACAAUGCCGGUGAAACGCUCCUCCUGCCUGAUCCAUACGAUGACCAAGUGCGACGGAAGUGCAUAGCCGUCGACGUGCAAGGUUUGAACUUCGGCAGGGAGACACUGUUUGUGAACGCGAGCAUCGUGAAUCUCAGAUACAAGCCGUUGAAUGCGCCGUGGGUGGUGGACGUCAUGUUGCCAGAGGCUGCUGGGGGCGAGCACCGGACUGGACUAGGUGCAAAAAAGGCGACGUUGAGUUCAGGAGAAUAG